CAGGGGGGUGUGACAAUUCAGCAGAGGUCGGGACGUACCACGGAGUCCAGUGGCGGGGGCCGGCAGAGGACGUGGUCAACGAGGGGAGCCCUCGCCCCCCUUCUUAGAGGCCUACGGCUGAGGUUGCAGGGAGAAUUGGAACUCACUGUAAGGGGAGGAAGUGGGUUAAAUCCGCCCCCUCCCCAUACCCUACUUCCGAGGGGGUGGGCGAUAGAGGGGAGGUUGGGGCUGGAGCAGCGGCAAGAGGGCCCCUCCCUUGCACCUCCCCCCACCGGACUUGGUCGCGCCCGAAGUGUAACACUUUCUCUUUGUCGAGGAGCUCCUCUGUUUCCUGUGCAGUAGCUCCCAUUGCGGCGGCACCGGUGGCAGCCCUGGAGGACGCAGGAGCGAUGGCAGCGAACGAUAUUGCUCGCCAGGUGGGUGAAGGUUGCCGAACUGUCCCCCUGGCUGGACAUGUAGGGUUUGACAGCUUGCCUGACCAGCUGGUGAAUAAGUCAGUCAGCCAGGGCUUCUGUUUCAACAUCCUGUGUGUGGGAGAGACAGGUUUGGGCAAGUCCACCCUCAUGGACACCCUGUUCAACACCAAGUUCGAGGGGGAGCCGGCCACCCACACACAACCAGGUGUCCAGCUCCGGUCUAAUACCUAUGACCUCCAGGAGAGCAACGUGAGGCUGAAGCUCACGAUUGUUAGCACGGUGGGCUUUGGGAACCAGAUGAACAAGGAAGACAGCUACAAGCCCAUCGUGGAAUUCAUCGAUGCGCAGUUUGAGGCCUACCUGCAGGAGGAGCUGAAGAUCCGAAGGGUGCUGCACACCUACCAUGACUCCCGAAUCCACGCCUGCUUGUACUUCAUCGCUCCCACAGGGCAUUCACUGAAGUCUCUGGACCUAGUGACAAUGAAGAAACUGGACAGUAAGGUGAACAUCAUCCCCAUCAUUGCCAAAUCAGAUGCCAUUUCUAAGAGUGACCUAACAAAGUUCAAAAUCAAAAUCACCAGUGAACUUGUCAGCAACGGGGUCCAGAUCUAUCAGUUCCCCACAGAUGAUGAGUCGGUGGCAGAGAUCAACGGAACCAUGAACGCCCACCUGCCGUUUGCUGUCAUUGGCAGCACGGAAGAACUGAAGAUAGGCAAUAAGAUGAUGAAGGCGCGGCAGUAUCCUUGGGGCACCGUGCAGGUUGAAAAUGAGGCCCACUGCGACUUUGUGAAGCUGCGGGAGAUGCUGAUCCGGGUCAACAUGGAGGAUCUGCGGGAGCAGACCCACACCCGGCACUAUGAGCUGUACCGCCGCUGUAAGCUGGAGGAGAUGGGCUUCAAGGACACCGACCCUGACAGCAAACCCUUCAGUUUACAGGAGACGUAUGAGGCCAAAAGGAACGAGUUCCUAGGGGAGCUGCAGAAAAAAGAAGAGGAGAUGAGACAGAUGUUCGUCCAGAGAGUCAAAGAGAAAGAAGCAGAGCUUAAGGAGGCAGAGAAAGAGCUGCAUGAGAAGUUUGACCGUCUAAAGAAACUGCACCAGGAUGAGAAGAAGAAGCUGGAGGAUAAGAAGAAAUCUCUGGACGAUGAAGUGAAUGCUUUCAAACAGAGAAAGACUGCGGCUGAGCUCCUCCAGUCUCAGGGUUCCCAGGCUGGAGGCUCACAGACUCUGAAAAGAGACAAAGAGAAGAAAAAUUAACUCUGCUGUUUGCUGCAUGCUGCAUGAGACCCAGGGUCCUGUUUGGGCUUCCUGUAGACGCACCCUUUCCUGUGCAACAGAGCUGGGCCUCCCUUUCCCUAAUUCCCCCUUAACACGUCUAGAGGGCCAUACAACCCCUGCCCUCUACUCAUUCCUGGCAAAAGUUUAUAGACACCUGAGAGUCAGAGGAUGAUAUCUGUCCUCUGGUCAAGAAGCCAGCAAUCACAUGGCUUGGAGAUGCAUCCCACAUCUGAGUCCUCCCCCUAGCACCCUAAGCAGUCCAUGCCCUUCUCAACCCCAUCCUUACCAGACUGUAACAUGUUACUGCUACUCCUCACCACCAGCUUCCCAUUUCAAACUCUCACUGCUGCCUGUUUCCCUAAGGUAUCUGCAUUCACCGUGGCUGGAUAAGCACCCGCCAGCAUGGCUGUCUCCUUAAGACUCUGCGUCCCAGACACUGGUCCUCCCUGACCUCUCCCCAAUCCUAGAAGCCACAGCCCCUUCUCAGAGGGCUCUGGAAAAAUGCCUUUCCCUUCCGGGCUCUUAGCUCAGCCCUUUCCAGCUUUCAUUCUCUCAGAGUAACCAUAAUCAAGUUGUGUUAAAAGAUGGUGACAAAUUUAUUUGUACCAAGCUCUUCCCAUAAAACACGAUUGCUGGAGCAAACAGCAUACAUUUUCCUUCUCUAUCCCUGGGUACCCCAUAGGUGCAGGAGGGAGAAUAAACCUGAAUAUUGUUACCAGCCUAGAGUCUUGAGCAAUAGGCUUACAGAAUUUGGAAGGGGGGUUAACAUCUCCUUGGUCACUUUCCUGGGGCUCCCUGCCAUACUAAGGAGGUGAGGCCAAACUGACUGGUCAAAGAAUCCGGUGCUUGGGAUUUGCUGAGAUGAGUCUUCUGUCUGUUUGGUGGCUGUGAUAAUGAUUUUAAUGUGCAUUUUGCAUGCAUCACCAAUAAGAGGUGUGACUGUCAACUGGAGGGAAGAAAAGAAGUGUUAGCCCUUGUCUCUUGUCUAAGGGUUUCAUAUUUUUGCAAUAUUCCAGCUCUAAUUUUUAUAACAGGUCCCCUGUGACAGUGGCUUUGGGAACCCCUUUGAAGUAGAAAGCUUCCAUUGUCAGGGCCCUGAGGCACAGUGGCCUGUGGCAUUUGGCCAGCAACAGAGCGAGAAUUGGAGGCUGGAGGCGACCUGGCAAUGAUCUGUGGCUAAUAGCCGUCUCUCUGCCCUUCCUUUGCAGUAAUCCAUGGCUGUGUACUGAAUAGUAUCCCCUGCUACAGCUGGACUGGACUUCACUUAGCUUUUUAAGCGAAGGUUCCUAUUCUAACUGACAGCCUUUCUUUGGGGUGUCAAGCAGCCGGGUCCCCUACCCCUGCUGUGUACUUCAAGCCCCACUUCUUUUUGAGUUGUGCGACUUGCUCCUGCCUCCUAGUCCCACUGGCACUGACCAUGACCUUCAUUUUUCUUUUUUGAGGUUGUUUUGUGAUUACUUCCUUUUAAAACACAGUCACACAAGGCCAUGCCAAAUUCCCAGGCCUUUUUGAAGUAUUGAGAAAGGGGAAGGAAUUACUUUCUUCAAUAAUAGAUAAUACUAGGAAGCAAAAAGUGAAAAGAAAACAAAUGCACAUGCAUUCUCUUUUCUUGUUGGCAAAGCACGAAUACAGUUCUGAUAUUAGUAUGUCUUGGUUGGUGAUUCACUGAUUGGUUACUGGCCAAACACAAGCCAGAUUCUUGAGAAAAUCCAAGUCAACAUGGAGCAGUUGAGGAGACCCUGCGUUUAGAGGUAAAAGCAAACAAACCACCACCACCACCACCAGUAAAACCCACAAAACUAAAACCAAAAAAAAAAA
Molecule: messenger RNA, 3512 nt
Organism: Fukomys damarensis (Damara mole-rat)
Lineage: Eukaryota; Metazoa; Chordata; Mammalia; Rodentia; Bathyergidae
Gene: Septin6
Product: septin 6
Exons: 11
Coding region: 390-1673 (427 amino acids)
Biological process (GO): cytoskeleton-dependent cytokinesis; cilium assembly
Cellular component (GO): microtubule cytoskeleton; septin complex; septin ring
Molecular function (GO): GTP binding; molecular adaptor activity; GTPase activity
Source: RefSeq, a predicted model, not a curated record